GCAACCUACACAUCGCGUAACGCAUUCCAUUGAUUGCAUGAAAGAGAAGAGGAGUUAUAUCUAUACAAAGAUCACAAACAUUUGCUAUAAUUUGCUCUUAUCUUACAUUGAUCUCCAUUCUCCGAUUCUGGACGUUCAAAGAAAGAUAGAGUGUGUGUGAUGGAUGUCCAGGUGUAAUCUGAGUAGGACCUACUGUUUUGCCUUCUGUUUAUGAUGGAUGGGUUUAAUCCUCUGGACCUCCUUGCCAGUGCAGCAGAGCUGCAACAGAAACAUGAGGAUGGUCCAGAGAGAAUAAUUAUCACACGGCAGCGGAGAAUUAAUGCAGGCAAAACUUUCAUCAACACCAGCGGGCAGAAAGAAAAUAGAGAACUGAGUAACAACAACAGUUCAAAAAAUAAACCAAGUGUAGUAAUUGUCAAAAAGAUUAAAAAGGUUGAUGUAAACCCAGAUUUGGAGAAAAUGCUAGAUGAACAUAAUUAUGGCAAUGCAAAAAGAAAUAAUAAUAAGAUAGGGUUAGAGCCAGUGCUUGAAAUUGGUGAGCGAAAAAGAAUAGGUACAAUGUUAGAUAAUUGUCAUACUUCAGAAAUCUGUGUGCAAGCCUCAACCACUGAAGGGCAAAAUGUAGAUAAAGUCUCACAGCUGAAUGACUCAGAGUGUAUUCAUGUUGUAAAGUGUAACAUUGACUGUACAGAUAAGACUACACAUUCAAAUAGGAUAUGUAUAUGUAAACAAGAAAAUAGCGAAAAUAAGUGGUCAGAAUUUGAUAGGGGAACAAAUCUGUACAGCCAGGGACAUGCAAGUAUAGUUUUAGAUAAAAAUGGACAAAACACUUUAAAUAGAAAUGUAAAGUCACAUGAUAUUUUGAGUAGGACACCUGAUAAGAUGAAAUAUGAUAGUAAACAACAUAAAAUCUUUGACAUUUCAGUAGGAAGUAGAGACUUGUUGACUCUUUCUGAGGAUGGACUGGAUUUAGAUGAACAAACAGGAGAAUUUAUAACAAAACCUGGAUCAAAAUUUUUAAAUAAACACUCUGUUAAUGAAAAAGGAGACAAUCUGGAAAAUUGUAGUGAAACUGAAAAAGAUGAGCUACUAUGUCUGUCAAAGAAUUCUAGUUGUGAAAAUAAAUUAGCAACAAAAAUUAGGUCGGCAAAUCUGGUAAAAGCUGAGAGUAAGACCAUGUCAUCUCAUGUUCCUAAAAAGUCUGCCUCUGAGCAAAAAAAUGUGCCUAGUGUGAAAGUGAUUCCUUCAGACAUUAUCUCCGAGCCUGUGGUUGAUAAGCAGCUUCAAACUUUUGUAAUCAAUAUCACUGAAGGAAAUAGUUCUGGAGACAAGCUUACAAAAUUUACUGUUUCUAGCAGCCAAAAUUUACCAGAUUCUAGCAUUGAAGGAAAAACUUCAAGUACUGGAAUAAUCAGAUCUCUGUUAACAGAAAAUAAAGUUGGUGAAUGGAAUGAGGGUGUCAAUUCAGGGAGCAAAAAGAAACCAGUGAUAUUGAAUAUUGUGUCCCCAGAAACUAAAUUACAACAUUGUGAUCCAACAAAUAGAGGUGAAAAAUCUGCAUCUUGUGAAUCUUUGAAAGAUCUUGUCAUAUCAGACUCCUUAUGUACUGAUGAUUCCUCUACUAGUGUUCAUUUGUUUUCCCCAGACUGCAGAAACCCAGACUCUAUGGGGAUUGUAGAAAGUCCAGUUACACAUAAUGUGAAUGAAUUAUACUCGGGGGAUCAAGAAUAUAACAGUGUCAUAAAGUCCAGUAAUGCGGAAGAGCAGCUUGCACUAUUAGAUAGACCUGAUGAAAUUAAAAUGCAGCCAGGGAUAAGUAUUUGUAGUGCUGUUGCCUCUAGUCCAUUGAAUUCAAGUAUUUGUGAUAGUGCAGGAGACCUUGAUACACCCAGUGUAGAAACUAUUUCAGAUUGUAGAGAAUUGACUGUAGAAUCAGGGUUGUUACUGACAGAAAAAUCUGAAAAUUGUGAUAAUAGUGCUAAUGAUAUCUUACCUACAUUGUCAAGUGGAAGUGGUAUACCAGUCUUUCAGUUUGAUUCUGAUCAUUGCUAUGCAGGAAUGCCAGGAAAAAUAAACACUGAAAGAGGUUCUGUUGAAAAUGAAAAUUUAGUGCAAAGUGAAGAAGAGGAGGCAGAAAGUCCGCUUAGAUCUGCAAGUGAGUUGUCACAGGAUAGUGGGUAUGAAGAUGUAACCCAAUCUCCUGAAGUACAACAGCCAACAACUGUAAUGGAAGAAAAUAUUAAUGAAAAGCCAUCAGCUGUUAAAAAUUUAGUUCCAGUUCUUGUUAGUGUGAACAGCAAUGGUUGUUUAACUGUGCAUGAUACGAACCUGACAAAAACACUUGGAGGUCAGGUGUUUUUGCAUGAAAACAUGAAACUGAUAUCGGGGACCAAUAUUACCUCAAUUUCACAGGCACCAUUGAUUCUUUCACCUGUUGCAGUAGGAAAAGCUACAUCUCCUUUAUUAACUGAAGUACCUAAGCCUGUUCAGUCAAAACCAGAAAGUAUUAUUGGAAUAUUGAGUCCAAAAACAUCAGUAAUGUCUGCAACAUUAAAAGAUUCUCAGGAAAUUUCACCACCAAAAUAUGGAAAAUUCAGAAUAGGAACAUUUGCUUCUUUCAGUAACACAGGUGUGGAUUUAGAAUCACCAACAAAGCUGAGCUUACAAGUGAAGAAUGAAGACAAACCGAAGAAGAUCUGCCAGGCUUCCAUAAGAUGUCGAUCAAACAGCGUGAAGGGUGGAAAAUCAUCCCCAGUAGUAGAUACAUUAGGAACACUCGUACAGAAAGUGAAAAGCAGCUUAUCUCCAGCUUCUUAUGUCGAACCAAAUGGUAUUGACCACAUUCAUCAUGAUCAUGAUUACUGUACAAAAAACUUAAUGCCAUCAGUAGUGAACAGUUUUUUGGAAGCAAGGUUGCUUAGUAAAGACUCUGCUAAAGGAAAAGUAGCACAUAGUAGAGGGAAGAAGUCAGAUAUAGACUUUAGAUCUGAGUAUAAGUCUUCAAAACGCAAAAGAAGCUCGGCAGGUGUAACAAAGGAAGAAGUGCAUGAUGACUAUGAUGUAGAUAGUGAAAGUGAUACACUUAGUAAUCCAGAGUCCCUGAGACCAAAAUAUCGGAGUGAAAAGCUUAUUGAACCAAAACAAACUGAUCCAAAAGUUAAAAUCACAGGCAGCAGUAAUUUUCAAGACCAGUUUGUGUACUUCAUGAACACAAAGAAACGUAGUCGUAGGCGUGAAAGUAAAGACAUCCCUUUACCAAAUGGGACAGAUCGUAUUUUCAUUCCACCUAAGCCAGGUGACAUUGUUGUACCUCAUUUAACUGAUCAGGAUAUUGAGAAUUUGAAAUUACGCUCAAAACAGUCCAAACACCAACCUGGUACCCCUUGUUCUAAUUCUCUUAGAAAUGAAUUCAUGGCAGCAAAACUUGGCAAUGGGGUAUUUCCAGCCACACAACCGCCUGAAACUGUUGAUGAUGAGAAGAACAUAAUAAACACUAUCCUAAGUCUUGAAAAUGAGGAUUUAGUAUCACCUGUUCAAAGUGAGCCACCACGAUACAAUGAGUCGAUGGAACUGUAUGGUCAAGGUCUGAAUGCUGAUAUAAUGAAUCUGUUCCCAGAACAAAUGAACCUUACACCAGAACAGAUGGAUAUAUUGUAUAGUGCUGUUGAUGAGGUUCAGAACUCGUCACCAGGACUUGUUGGCACAGAAAAACUUGUUUCAGCAGAAACUAGCAAUUCUGCUUUCCAGUUUCCUAUGCAGUCAUUUGAAGAUUCGGGUGUUGCUUGCACUACCACUGUCACAGAUGGUUGUAGAGAAGCAGAGGAUACUUUAGCAAAAGAAACCCAGCUUGAACAAGAUACUUGUGCAGAUGAGGCUAACACUGAGUCGGUGAGUGCUAAAAAAGAUGCAACAUCUGUUACUGAUAAUUUGGAGAUAGCUGAAACACCAGAAAAUAGUGAGAUACUGUCAGAUAGGAGUGUUGAUGAAAAGUCAAAUGAGAAAACAGGAAAAAGUGAAAAAACAGAGGAAUUAGAUAGCGUUGAAGAUAAAAGUAAUGCAAAUACAAUUAUACCAAAUGAAAAAAAGCAAUUAGAAACUUCCAAUACUCUUGAUAAUUUAUCUGCUAAUUCAGGGACAUCACCAAUGUCCACUCAAAAUAUUGCAUUACACAGUUCAGAUGCAAGUAAUGAAAGCAUAAAACUUGUUAAUCCAGUUGUACCAACAACUCAAAUAUCUGCUGGGAAGGCCUUAUUUCCAUCACCGACAUUAGAUACUGGAAGUGUUGCCACAACAUUUGAGUCAGAUAUCAGUUCAGCUGCUUCCAGUUCAUUAACAUCAGAAAUUUCUUUACCACAAAUUGAUAAAUCACUUUAUCUACUUGGAAAUGACUUUAGACUUGACAAAGGAGAUCUUUUUCCAGAUGGUGCUGUUCCUAGUACGGUGGUACAACCUCCUGCUCAGGUUGACUAUAAUGCACCUUGGAUUGUUACUGUGAGCAUGUACUGGAAUGAUUUACCAGCAAUUAUGAUCAAUAAUCAGCCAUUUGUCAGACUUGUUGAUAUUCAUAAACAAAUACUACCAGCUAAGGAUACAGGUAUUCUAAAGAAAAGGUGCCAGCUCAUGAGUAUUGAAGUUGAAAACUGUUCAGAAAUGCAAAGGUACUUCCUUGUGCAGUAUGGAAGGGCAUUCAAUUCCAAAAGUACCUUGAUUAUUUCAAAAGAUAACGCUAAGAUCCUCAUUGGCUAUUAUGUUGAUCCCCAGCCUAAAACAACACGACCAGAAGAUCACCACAAGUCCAUUAUUGAUCAUCGUCGAGAGCAACUGCGUAGGAUAGCUCUUGCUCGACGUGCAGCUAUGCGUGCACAGAGACUCAGUGAAAAGAAAGAUGAACCAGAUCCUAGAGAAAUUAAGGAACCACAGAAUGACUCAGACACUGAUCAACCGGAUCAUUGCAGUUUACAAGAACUGACAAAAAAACCUGAAGUUCCAGAAGUGGCACCAAACCUUCCACAUAACCCAUUGUCUAAGAUUGAAGGAGGUUGUCGGCAGCGUGCAACUCGUCAUAAGAAAAUAAACUUCCUAGAAUUGCUGAGAGGAGAUACAAGCAGUCAUAUAAGUGAAGAGGAACCUGUUGAUGACCAUAUUACAAAACACAAGUUGCAUCAGGUAGCAACAGAUGGGAAAAAGAAAACUACUUUGAAAGAAAGAAAGGUUAAAGUUGUCAAAUACACCAUAGAAACAGAUAGUAGUGAAGAAACUGACAGUGUGCAAUCUGAUUAUAGCUCAGAGAAUUAUGAUACUGACUCGACAGUUGGGUCUGAAGUUCAGGUUUUGAAAAAGCCAGUCAAACAUAAGAUAAACCCAUGUUUUGUAGCUAAAGUUCAAUCUAGAAUGAAAGUGUCAAAGUCCUAUAGUAAAGGACGUUUAAAAGUAAAACUUGGAUUAAAGCAGUCAAAGUCUGCAGCUACAUCUACACCUGUGGCUAUUCGAGUUGUCAAUAAACAAGCUGCAGUGACUAAAUUUGUAACAUCUGCUUAUAGAUCAAAAUUAUCACAGAAACCAAGAAAAGAACUGCCACCUAAGAAACCUCCAGGAAUUCUUCGUAAGAAUGUAUUAUCAAUGAAAAACUCUGCAAAAGAAGACCUCAAUAAUACAAGUAAGAGUGAUCUGAAAAAAGUAGAUGUUUCUGAAAACAGUCCAUCAGCUUUUGCUAAUAUGAAAUGUAAUAAUUCCAGUGAAAUGGAAAUGAAAUCUUAUCGAAAUAUAAAGUCAGCUGAUGAAGUCGCCCCAUACAUGGAGCUACCUAUUUCACCAACUUUAACAGAGGAAAGUUCAGCUACUCUUAAUUUAUCAAGCUCUAAAACAGUAGAGACAUCACAAGUAAAAUUAGUAGAGUCAGUGAAUGUCCAGACGGACUCUUGUAGUUUUGAAAAUGAUGAUGAUACUAAUUUGGAUGCAUGUAAUAUAGACAAUACAAGUUUGGAAAACAAUACUGAAAGUAAAUGUUUAUCAAAACAAGCAAAUGAAAUUCAAGAGUGUUCAAGUAAAUCAGGUGGAACAGAAAUUGAAAGCAGGUCCAAAUCACCUGCUUUAGCAGAAAGUUCAGUAUCUGUAAUGAAAAGAAAAAGCAACAUACAGAUAGGAAAUGAUGAAACUCCAAUUAGAAUAAUUCACCAAGACUCGAGUCCCCAGGCACAACAUAGGUCAAGAUCUCAGCUUGGAGAAUUGUUUGUUGAACACUACCACAACAAGAAGUCAUUGUGUGUGCGCUGCUACACAUGUAGAAAAAUGAUGUCUGUGGAUAACUUCUUACGUCACCAGCACGAUAUAAGUGGUGGUCUUCUUUCUGUUAAUUUACCUCGAAAAAUUGACUUGACUGAACCUGAAUUAAAUGAAAAUGAAGGCAAACAUUGGGAAACUUUUUUGAGAAAGAAAGAAUUGUUCGAUAACAACCAGUUGCCAUCACCAGACAUUGUUGGAGACACCUUGGUUUAUAGCAUUGAUGGAGAUAGUACUGAUUCGUCUCGAGACAUUAGGAAAUUCACAAAUAAAAGCUCUCAGUCAGGUCCAAGAAUUAUAACCACUCCAGUUUCGCCAAUAAAAAGGGAGAAAAUUGUACGCAAGAAUAAAACUGUAGAAAAAACAAAGUCAAGAUUGAUAUUAAAUCAAACAUUCUCUCAUGGACCAGUCAGUAAAAAACAGAGUACACACACACAUGUUACAGAAGGUGUAAGAACCAGCUCAAGAAAACGUAAAAUGAAGCAUCUUUAUGGCUUUGAAGACUAUUCAUUCACAAAAUUUCCCCGUUUAAUGAAAAAUGCAGUAGUUGAAGAUGCAAAUGACCAAGUAUCUUAAUCCUUUUAAUUUGAAGAAAUUGAAACCAGAUACAUUUACAAAUUGCCAUCCAGCAGAUAUUUAUGCAAGACCAAGUUUGAAGUAUUCGGCUGUUCGGUUCAAACUUUACCUGGCCAGAGCAGGGAGUGCACAAGGUUGCUAUUGUAUUCACCCUGUGUCUGUUGAUGUGGAUUUAUAAUAUAUGUCAUCCACAUUUUCCCAGAGGUCACCCUUUGGGUCUAUCAUAAUUAAACCUAGUCGGAAUUUUCUGCUUCACUAAAACUCGUGAGGAGGGGCCUCCAUGGCUGAGUGGUUAAGGUUGCUGGACUCGUAUUGAUGUGGGAUUGAAAACUUGGUUGGGGUGUAGAAUUUUUCAUGUGAGGAAGCCAUCCAGUGGGCUUAUGGAAAGUCAUUCUACACAGGUGCUGGCCUAUGUCUGAAACAUGGAGGGGCACCUGGCGUCUCUCUCCAUCAAAAGCUGGAAUGUUGCCACCUAUGACUGUAAACCCAACUAGAAAAACCAAGUUCAGUACUAGGUCAUCUAUAGCAAAUCAGAGAGAGAAAAAACUGUUAAAAUUAUAGCAGCCACAUUUUCUCUAUUUACAUUGAAGCCUGUCUAUGAAAUCAAGGACAUGUAGAAAUAGGGUCAACAGGGGUCAAUAUUUAAAUCACUUUGUUUAAUUUUAGGAAAACCUUGUUAAUACUCUAGAUGCUCCCUUGUUUUAGGUAAACUGACUCUUUCUAACUAAAAUCCACCUUUGCCAGAGGGAUUCUACCUAGUUUUGUAGGAUUGCAAAAAUGGAGUUUUAAAGAGGAACAAGUGCAAAUGGACAAUUUGUCAAUUCAAUCUUAUGUUUUUAGCUCGACUUUUCGAAGAAUAGGUAAAGCUAUUGUACUCACCCCUGCGUCCUAGUUGGUUUUGUAUGUAAGCUGAUAUCUCAAUACCCACUUGUUGCAAUGGAUUGAAACUAAACACUUAUUAACUGUAAUAAACUGACAUACAUUACACAGGUUCCAUGACUCUAUUUUGCUUUUUAACAAAAUUAUGCAUCUUUUUCCUCUUUAUAUUCAUUCAAUUGACAAGGCUGUUGAAUAGUCAAGCGUUACUGUCCUCUGACAAUUGGAUUUCCCCAACAGCACAUUUUCAAACAUUAAUAAGCCCCUGUGUCAAUUUUUAUAGUGACCCCAAAACAUGCAGGUUUAUGGUAAAAGAUUUUUAGAAACAUUGAGAGACCUGUAUGGUGUUGAUAUAAAGACAGUGGACUGUGUGAUGAUUGUAAUGAUGUUAUGCCUUAUUACUGGUCAAAUUAACAGAACUGGAUUUCGGAAAACGUGUAUAAGUGCUCUACUUUAUCAGAUAAUUGACUUGUAAUAAAGUGAUUACAGAUCAAACAGUCCAGUUGGGUAGAUUUUUAUCUGAUUUUAGUUAAUUAUGUCUCCCACAACACACAGACACUGGUUUGGGAGACAUAUUGAUUUACUCCUCUGUGUGUGUCUGUCUGUCUGUCAUAACUUAAGUCGACCAUUUCUCAUCCCAUCUUCACCAAACUUGAACAAAAUAUGUUUGACCAUAAGCCCUUGGCCAAGUUCGAUAACUAGCCAAAUCCGCCCAGGCACUUUCGAAUUAUGGCCCUUGAAUUACUCAUUGGAUCCAAUUGUCUAGGCCAUGAUUGGAUCCACUCGUCUAGUCCAUCUAGACAAACAAGGCAGUUGUGGGAGACAUGCGCUUUUCUCAAAAGCAUCUCUAGUUUCAUGGUUAAUUUCAAAGUAACUAUAUUGAGAUUUACGUAAUUAGUUACCAGAAAUAAUAUUUCAGAAAAACAUUCAAAAAUAUUACAAUAAAUGUAUUAUACUUAGUGAGAGUAGGGAGGAAAAUAAAGAUUAUGUUAAAGAAACUUGUGUAUGUGACAUUUUUAUGAGAAAGUAAAGCCAUUGAUUGUAAUUUAUAUUUAGAAGUUAUUACACAUGGGCCAGUACCUCUCCUAGUAUUCCAGUAUCACUGUAAGGCAUAACAACUAGUCCUGUUUAUAAUCUUUUUAUUGCAUAUGUUCCAUUCUAUUGUUCAACUGAUAACAUGAUAAAAAUAAUAUUUGUUGGUUGUCUAUCAUCAUUGAAUGUUCAUGUAAUGCACGGGAACAUCAGCACUGUUAUAAGUUUAUGCAUUCUCUGUCUAUUGUUUCUUGUGUAAGCCUUAUUUCUCCAUAUUAGAAGAGGGAGCUAGCAAAAUUGUUAGUUUACCAUGUUUUCUUUUGUUAAGUAAAUAGUUUAUAGGUACUUGUCAUGCUGUCAGUGGAAGUAUUAAAUUUAGAUGUUUUGCACCCGA
Messenger RNA from Mercenaria mercenaria, 9157 nucleotides. RefSeq lists its product as uncharacterized. The record is from RefSeq and is a predicted model, not a curated record. Lineage: Eukaryota; Metazoa; Mollusca; Bivalvia; Venerida; Veneridae. Bases 211 to 6855 code for a protein of 2214 amino acids. The transcript is spliced from 4 exons.